Messenger RNA from Cotesia congregata, 447 nucleotides. The record is from the annotation of a GenBank genome assembly. Lineage: Eukaryota; Metazoa; Arthropoda; Insecta; Hymenoptera; Braconidae.
AUGAUUACCAUUAUUAUGGUUAUACCACCCCCAGUUCUCUGGGCACAGCGAAAAACUCAUCUCUAUGUCACAUUUUGCUUAGAGGACUGCAAAGACCCAAUAAUAAACAUCGAGGCGGAAAAAAUUUACUUUAAAGGUGUCGGUGGUACAGAACACAAGGAGCAUGAAGUUACUAUUAAUUUUUACGGAGAAGUGGACCCUGAAAAGACUAUUAAAAAUGCUAAAGGAAGACUCUUUGAAGUCUUGCUGUUCAAAAAAAAAGAGGGCCCUUACUGGCCAAGAUUAACCAAGGAAAACAAUAAAUUCCAUUGGCUGAAAAUUGAUUUCAACAAGUGGAAAGAUGAGGAUGACUCUGAUGCCAGCGGCAGCGAUGACGACUUGGAUGAUUUACCCGAUGAAGUAGACGAUGCCGAUAGUGAUGAUGAAGAACUUCCUGAACUCGAGUGA